GUGGAGGAGGAGGCGGCUCGGGGAGAUCGAGCAGCGAGCUGGAGCGCGGAGCGUGAGUGAGGGAGCCUAGCCGCCUGCCCGCCCGCCCGCCACCGCCGCCGCCGCCUCUCCUUCGUAAGCAGGAGCCCGGGCCGGGGCCCGGCACGCCGCCCGCCCCCCCACCACAGCCCCUCCCUCGUCGUCAGGCCGCGAGGGCAGCGCGCGCGAGCCCAGGGGGAGGGACAGCGAGCGAGCGAAAGAGCGCCGGGAGGAGGCGGCCGGACCGAGCGAGCGCCCGCGCGUGUGGCGUGAGGGGAAGCCGCUGCCCGCCCCCCCUUCGCCUUCCCUUCUUUCCCCCUCCCCGCUCCCCCCCCGACCGCGGAGCAGCACCAUGUCGGCGCCGGCGGCCAAAGUCAGUAAAAAGGAGCUCAACUCCAACCACGACGGGGCCGACGAGACCUCAGAAAAAGAACAGCAAGAAGCAAUUGAACAUAUUGAUGAAGUACAAAAUGAAAUAGACAGACUUAAUGAACAAGCCAGUGAGGAGAUUUUGAAAGUAGAACAGAAAUAUAACAAACUCCGCCAACCAUUUUUUCAGAAGAGGUCAGAAUUGAUCGCCAAAAUCCCAAAUUUUUGGGUAACAACAUUUGUUAACCAUCCACAAGUGUCUGCACUGCUUGGGGAGGAGGAUGAAGAGGCGCUGCAUUAUUUGACAAGAGUUGAAGUGACAGAAUUUGAAGACAUUAAAUCAGGUUACAGAAUAGAUUUUUAUUUUGAUGAAAACCCUUACUUCGAAAAUAAAAUUCUCUCCAAAGAAUUUCAUCUGAAUGAGAGUGGUGAUCCAUCUUCAAAGUCCACUGAAAUCAAAUGGAAAUCGGGAAAGGAUUUGACGAAACGAUCAAGUCAAACACAGAAUAAAGCCAGCAGGAAGAGACAGCAUGAGGAACCAGAAAGCUUCUUCACCUGGUUUACUGAUCAUUCUGAUGCAGGUGCAGAUGAGUUAGGAGAGGUCAUCAAAGAUGAUAUUUGGCCAAAUCCAUUACAGUACUACUUGGUUCCUGACAUGGAUGAUGAGGAAGGGGAAGGAGAAGAGGAUGACGACGACGACGAAGAGGAAGAAGGAUUGGAAGACAUUGAUGAAGAAGGGGAUGAGGAUGAAGGUGAAGAAGAUGAAGAUGAUGAUGAGGGGGAGGAAGGAGAGGAAGAUGAAGGAGAAGAUGACUAAUGGAACACUGAUGGAUUCCAACCAUUUUUAAUUUUCUCCAGUCCCUGGGAGCAAGUUGCAGUCUUUAUUUUUUUUUUUUCCUCCUCUUGUGCUCAGUCGCCCUGUUUUUGAGGUCUUUUUUCUCCUUUAUACCAUGGUUCACAACUUAUUUUGGGGGGGGGGAAAUACCUUGAGCAGAAUUCAGUGGGACAAGAAUCUCUACCCCUUUCUGUUCCAAAUUCAUUUUUAUCCCUUCCUGUCUCAACAAAAACUAUGGAAUCAACACCACCAUGCUCUGUGGGAAAAAAAGAAAAACCUUCUGCUCCCUUAGCUCUGCUGGAAGCUGGAGGGUGCUAGGCCCCUGUGUAGUAGUGCAUAGAAUUCUAGCUUUUUUCCUCCUUUCUCUGUAUAUUGGGCUCAGAGAUUACACUGUGUCUCUAUGUGAAUAUGGACAGUUAGCAUUUACCAACAUGUAUCUGUCUACUUUCUCUUGUUUAAAAAAAGAAAAAAAAACUUAAAAAAAUGGGGUUAUAGAAGGUCAGCAAAGGGUGGGUUUGAGAUGUUUGGGUGGGUUAAGUGGGCAUUUUGACAACAUGGCUUCUCCUUUGGCAUGUUUAAUUGUGAUGUUUAACGGACAUCCUUGCAGUUUAAGAUGACACUUUUAAAAUAAAAUUCUCUCCUAAUGAUGACUUGAGCCCUGCCACUCGAUGGGAGAAUCAGCAGAACCUGUAGGAUCUUAUUUGCAAUUGACAUUCUCUAUUGUAAUUUUGUUCCUGUUUAUUUUUAAAUUUUUCUUUUUGUUUCACUGGAAAGGAAAGAUGAUGCUCAGUUUUAAACGUUAAAAGUGUACAAGUUGCUUUGUUACAAUAAAACUAAAUGUGUACACAAAGGA
Messenger RNA from Budorcas taxicolor (takin), 2075 nucleotides. It is a transcript of the gene SET, whose product is annotated as SET nuclear proto-oncogene. The transcript has 8 exons. Gene Ontology annotation, cellular component: chromatin; nucleus. The record is from RefSeq and is a predicted model, not a curated record. Bases 371 to 1204 code for a protein of 277 amino acids. Gene Ontology annotation, biological process: nucleosome assembly. Gene Ontology annotation, molecular function: chromatin binding; histone binding. Lineage: Eukaryota; Metazoa; Chordata; Mammalia; Artiodactyla; Bovidae.